AAGACAUUUCAAUGCAAAUCAGAUAUCAGAUAGCAAGGUAUAUUUAAAACUACCCGCAAUGUAUAUCGCUGCUAACAUGUAAAUAUAUGCAUUCUACUUCGUGUAAAACGGAAUAGCCUAAUAAUUUUGGAAUAUUUGUUCGUAAUUUUCGUGUGAUAUGGCAGAUAAAUCUGAAAUUAAAACACAGACGAGUAGAAUUUUUAAUGUAGAUGUCUUGGAGAAAACACUGAAAGCAGACUCAAAAGGAAAUGAUGAAGAUGGGGGCGAUAAGCCAAAAUUCAAAAUUAAACUUAAGUCAUCUGCUUAUCCACUGGAUGAAAAGAUUUUGAAAAUUAUCUUCGCCACCUUUCUGUUAAUCAUUGUGUUUGGAAGUUGCUUCAUUGCAAGGAUCACUUUGCAUAUUUUGAUUUGGCAUAUCACUCCACCGAUAGAAACAUCAGAUUCUGUGAUAAAUACUCUUGGAGGUCUCCUGGUCUCUAACUGUUCCAUCUGCGAUACCAGUACCAGUAAUACGACCACGUGCUCGCCUCAUUCUACAGCAGUUGACAAGACUUGGAUUUGGGCUCUAUUUCUCGUUAUUAUUUCACCGUAUCUCCUGACAUUUUUCUCAACAUUGUUUAGAUUAUGCUUCAAAUCGAAUGCACCGUUGAACUGUGGAGUUCUUUUAGCGGUACUUUUGAUAGAAACGAUUCAUUCCAUUGGAGUAUCCAUAAUCGCAUUUCUAGUACUGCCUGCAUUUGAUCCAGCUUCCGCUUCCGUUGUUUAUUUGGCUGUUGCAGUAAUACCACCUAUGAUAGAUAUAAUGGAUAAAACCAUAAAUGAAAGUAAAGAAGACGGCACUGAGAAAAAAACAAAAAUUCCUCCACGCAGGGAGACUUCGAUGCUUUCAUUUUCUUUUCCGAUUUUUGGAUUUCUAUUUCAAAUCGUAGGAAUAGUUCUAAUAGCUCGUUACAUAAAAAUCGGUUGGUUGAUGGGUAUGUUCUUCAUGUCGGCCAUUUUUACGUCCAUUAAGUAUUGGGAGAACUUCGUUGCUAUUGGUGGAGACAGCUCAAUGUUCCUUCGGAAGAUGAAAUGGGAACUGCAUAAAGGGAGAACUAAAGUAGCGUGUCUGGUCAGCUUUUGGAAAAUAAUCGUCACUUUCAUUGUAGUAAUGGUUAUAUUUUCGACCCAAGGUAAUGACUCUACAUCGGCUCUGAGGUCGCUUUUCAACUCUGGGAUUUCAUCAUUGACUACUGCAUUUGGAGAUCACACAUUUGGAAACAAUCCAAUCUGCAGGAAUCGUGCUCCAUUCAUAGUAGCUGUUAUAAGCAUAUGUUGUGAAUAUCUUUGUUACAAAGCAUCAAAAACUGUAUGCGUAAUCAAUUGUCAGCGGGUUGGCUUUAGUAUUCCGUUAACUAUAGUACCUAUAGCUACGACAUUAACAUUAGUUAGCAUGAUGCACCAACCUGACAUUUUGAAGUUUAGUUCCUGCGAUUUACUAUUUUCUACCUGGUGUAUACGUGGGCUUGAUCAGCUGGUUGGAAACUGCACUGAAUUAUUUGUUGCAUUCUUUGUACUUAUUAUCUCCAUACUUUUGAUUACCAGACAUAUAUGGAAAGUCAACGGUUACAAACAUGGCGAAACAGCAAGGAUGUUUGUAUCUAAUUUCUAUUGCGCACUAUUUAUUGACCUGUCGCUGUUACUGAAUCGGAGGAGAAAUGACAAAGAAUACAGUUUUGUCUUAUCUAAGGUAUCCAUUUUGAACACUAAUAAAUUUCAUUAG
This is a messenger RNA of Mytilus californianus (California mussel), 1762 nucleotides long. RefSeq lists its product as uncharacterized. Bases 158 to 1762 code for a protein of 534 amino acids. The transcript is spliced from 5 exons. The record is from RefSeq and is a predicted model, not a curated record. Lineage: Eukaryota; Metazoa; Mollusca; Bivalvia; Mytilida; Mytilidae.